Nipponia nippon (crested ibis) is the source of this 1707-nucleotide messenger RNA. Lineage: Eukaryota; Metazoa; Chordata; Aves; Pelecaniformes; Threskiornithidae. The record is from RefSeq and is a predicted model, not a curated record.
AUGUGCAGGUGGUGGCAUCUUAGGUUAGCAAAUGUAACGCCCAUCUACAAGAAGGGCCAGAAGGAGGAUCCGGGGAGCUACAGACCUGUCAGUCUGACCUCAGUGCUGGGGAAGCUUGUGGAGCAGGUCAUCCUGAGUGCCAUCACACGGCACGUGCAGGACAACCAGGCAAUCAGGCCCAAUCAGCAUGAGUUUAUGAAAGGCUUGACUAACCUGGUCUCUCACAAGGCUGCCUGGAGCCUGAAAACACGAGCUUUGACAGAAAUGGUGUACGUGGAUGAAAUCGAUAUGGAUCAAGAAGGAAUCGCAGAGAUGAUGCUAGAUGAAAAUGCCAUUGCUCAAGUCGCACGACCAGGAACGUCUUUGAAACUCCCUGGAACUAGCCAAGGUGGAGGCCCCAGCCCAGCUGUUAGGCCGGUAACUCAAUCAGGAAGACCUAUUACAGGAUUUGUGAGACCCAGCACACAAAGUGGACGGCCAAGUACUAUGGAACAGGCUAUAAAAACACCUCGAACAGCUCUCACAGCUCGUCCGAUUACUAGUGCUUCUGGGAGAUAUGUCAGGCUAGGAACGGCUUCAAUGCUAACAAACCCAGAUGGCCCUUUCAUAAAUCUGUCUCGACUGAAUUUAGCAAAAUAUGCUCAAAAACCCAAACUGGCAAAGGCAUUGUUCGAAUAUAUUUUUCACCAUGAAAAUGACAUAAAAAAUGCUCUAGAUUUGGCAGCCCUUGCCACUGAGCACGCACAAUUCAAGGACUGGUGGUGGAAAGUCCAAAUUGGGAAGUGCUACUAUAGGUUAGGAUUAUAUCGUGAAGCCGAAAAACAAUUUAAGUCAGCUCUCAAGCAACAGGACAUGGUUGAUACAAUCUUGUAUUUGGCAAAAGUGUAUUUGCGCUUGGAUCAGCCUGUAACAGCUUUGAACCUUUUCAAGCAAGGGUUAGAUCGAUUUCCUGGAGAAGUGACUCUUAUUUGUGGAAUUGCCAGAAUCUACGAGGAUAUGAACAAUAUCUCCUCAGCUGCAGAGUACUAUAAAGACGUCUUAAAACAAGAUAAUACUCAUGUGGAAGCCAUUGCAUGCAUUGGCAGUAACCAUUUUUAUUCAGACCAGCCUGAGAUAGCACUGCGGUUUUAUAGACGGCUCCUGCAGAUGGGUGUUUAUAACUGCCAACUUUUUAACAAUCUGGGCCUCUGUUGCUUCUAUGCCCAGCAAUAUGAUAUGACACUAUCUUCAUUUGAACGCGCACUGUUUUUGGCUGAAAAUGAGGAGGAGACAGCAGAUGUGUGGUACAACUUGGGACACGUGGCUGUGGGGAUAGGAGACCUGAAUCUGGCUUACCAGUGUUUCAAGCUAACAUUAGUCAACAAUAAUGACUAUGCGGAAGCUUACAACAACUUGGCUGUGCUGGAAAUGCGAAAAGGUCACGUUGAACAGGCAAGAGCUUUGCUGCAGACUGCUUCAUCUUUAGCACCUCAUAUGUAUGAGCCCCAUUUCAAUUUUGCAAUACUCUCAGAGAAGGUUGGAGAUCUUCAGAGGAGUUACACAGCUGCUCAGAAGUCAGAAGAAGCAUUUCCAGGCCAUGUUGAUACACAACAGCUCAUCAAACAGUUAAAACAGCACUUUGCUAUGCUCUGAUGAGCAUAUUUUUUAUUAUGUAAAAACAGUUAGCCAGAGCAUAUGUCCCAUACAUCUUUUUGAAAAUACUAGCUC